GUUCAGUUUGGAUGCAGAAGCCAAGCCGGCUCGAUCCUAAUACCGGGAGAAAAAAAAUUAUCGCUCAAUCUUACUAUUAAUAUUUAUAUUUAUAUUUAACAAACUUGAUAAGUGUAAUAAACAAUAAGUCAUUAAAAUAGUUUCGUUAAAAAUGAGGUGGGUGCUGCUGUGCCUUGGAUUUAUUAUCCAAAGCAUAAAUGCAGAAAUCUUGACCCCUCCGUACUUCAAUUUAGCUGAAGGAAAAGAAAUAAUCGCCUCAGCAACGUGUGGUGUCGAUACUCCCGGUCCUGAAUUGUAUUGUAAGCUUGUGGGUGCCAAUUCCGAUCAGGACACCGAAGUCAAUCUCAUUCAAGGCCAAGUCUGUGAUGUUUGCGACCCCACGGUACCGGAAAAAUUUCAUCCCCCGGAACAUGCAGUCGAUGGAAUGGAAACCUGGUGGCAAUCGCCGCCUCUGUCACGUGGGAUGAAGUACAAUGAAGUUAAUUUGACAAUUAAUUUGGGACAGGAAUUUCAUGUCGCAUACGUUUACAUUCGAAUGGGAAAUUCACCUCGUCCAGGAUUAUGGGUCUUGGAAAAAUCAAAAGAUUACGGGAAAACUUGGCAGCCAUGGCAGUAUUUUUCUGACUCAGCAAGCGAUUGUCUUACAUACUUUGGUGUUGAUAGCAGAACACCGAUAACACGUGACGACAGCGUAAUUUGUACAACCGAGUACUCGAAAAUUGUACCUCUCGAAGGCGGUGAAAUACCGAUUUCUAUUUUAAAUAACCGUCCGGCAGCCUCUCAUUACUUCAACUCGAGUCUUCUUCAAGAGUGGACCCGCGCUACUAAUGUGCGCUUCCGUUUUCUGAGGACUAAAAAUUUACUUGGACAUUUGAUGUCCGUCGCUCGUCAGGAUCCAACAGUAACUCGAAGAUAUUUUUAUUCAAUAAAAGACAUAAGUAUCGGUGGACGAUGUAUGUGUAAUGGGCACGCAGACACGUGUGAUAUUCGUGAUCCAAAGCAGCCGAAAAAAUUAGAAUGUAUUUGCCAGCACAAUACUUAUGGCCCUCAGUGCGCCUCUUGUUUGCCAGGAUUCCAACAAAAAAAAUGGCAGAUUUCUACAGCAUUCAAGAAGUUUACUUGUGAACCUUGUAAUUGUUUCGGACACUCGACCGAGUGUAUUUACGACCCGGAAGUAGAUGAAAAACAUUUGUCACUUGACAUACACGGCGCUUAUGAAGGAGGUGGUGUUUGCCAAAAUUGCGCUCACAAUACACAAGGAAUAAACUGUAAUCAAUGUAAGCCCAAGUACUUCAGACCCGAAGGCAAACCCUUGAACGCAACGGAUGUUUGUCAACGAUGUGACUGCGACUUUUUCUAUUCAACCGGCAACUGCGCCGAGUCAACGGGGAAAUGUGAAUGUCGCCAAGAAUUCACGGCCCCCGAUUGCGACUCCUGUGCCUACGGUUACUUUGGGUACCCAAAUUGUCGUCCCUGUGAAUGUCAUCUGGGUGGAACUGACGGGUAUCAUUGUGAAGCCGUUGACGGCAGUUGUCCGUGUAAACAAAACUAUGCCGGCGCUUAUUGUAAUCUUUGCGCCGAGGGAUACUAUAAAUUUCCCGAAUGUCUACCUUGCGAAUGUAACCCGCAAGGUUCACUCAACGAUGUAUGUGACGUCGUGACGGGUAAUUGUACAUGUAAGAAUAAUUACGGAGGCAGAACUUGUGACAUUUGUGAAGACGGUUAUUAUAAUUAUCCAGUUUGUAACUAUUGUAAUUGUGAUGCAAGAGGAACAGAGCCACAGGUUUGUAACAAAAGAGACGGCAGUUGUCUGUGUAAAGAAGGCUACGGAGGAGCAAGAUGUGACCAAUGUAUCAGCGGAUAUUACGGAUAUCCAAAUUGUAGGCCCUGUAAUUGUAGUUCCGUUGGUUCCUCAUCAAUAAGCUGUGACGUUAAUGGCAAAUGUUCGUGUCUUGGUAAUUUUGCUGGACGUUCUUGCGAUCAAUGUAGUCCCGGUUACUUUAUGUAUCCCGAUUGUGUCAGCUGUAAUUGUGAUAGCCAUGGAUCGAUAGGGGUGUCUUGUGACACUGAAGGCAAGUGCCAGUGUCAUGAAAACUUUGAUGGACUGCAGUGUGAUCAAUGUAAAGAAGGAUUCUACAAUUUCCCAAGAUGUGAAGGCUGUAAUUGUGAUCCCGCUGGUGUUCCUAAGUCUUUUACGGGAUGUGGAUCUCUGCCGGCGGGCGAAUUGUGUCAGUGCAAGGAUCGGGUCCAGGGAAGAAUUUGCAAUCAGUGUAAGCCACUGUAUUGGAACUUGCAGCAGGCUAAUCCUGAUGGUUGCGAAGACUGUAACUGUAAUAUUCCUGGUGUUAUUGGAAGUAUUGGUGAAUGCGACACUAAAUCGGGUCAAUGUAUUUGUAAACCAGGAGUUACAAGUCGCGCAUGUGAUCAAUGUGUUGACGGAACUUAUAAUCUAGAAGAAUCAAAUCUGUUUGGAUGUUCAGUGUGCGCUUGUGAUAUCGGUGGCUCUAUAAGUUCAAUUUGUGACAAAAAAACCGGGCAAUGUCCGUGUCAACCGCGAGUCACAGGGCAAACUUGUACGGAACCUCUUAAAGCUCAUUACUUCCCGACACUCCACCAAUUCCAGUAUGAAGUUGAGGAUGGACGCACGCCGAGCAACAGCCCAGUGCGCUACGGUUUCGCAGAAGACAGUUUCCCUGGUUACAGCUGGAAAGGUUACGCCGUAUUUUCAGCUUUGCAGAAUGAAAUAAUCCAACGCGUCUACAUCUCCAAGCCAUCACUCAACCGCAUGGUUCUCCGGUUCGUCAACAAAAAUUCUGAACCAGUUCUCGGUAAUAUAAAAAUUACUCCAGAUAAUCCGCAAGAGAUUGAACAGACUUUCAAAGUCCAGCUCAAACCGACAAAUGAACCCGCAUUUGUUACCGUUGCCGGCGUCCACGGUAAUUUACCAGCGACAAUGGUAAUGAAUCCCGGAUACUGGUCAAUAAGUAUCGCGACUGAGAAAAAUUUAUUCCUCGACUACUUCGUUCUCUUGCCAGCUGAGUAUUAUGAGGCGACAAUUCUAACUCAGGACGUUGAUGUUCCCUGUGAAAUAGGACAAGUGGGUCUGUGUCGUCACUACGAUUAUCCGAAUGUCAAGGGCUUUGAUUCAGUUCACGGCUCUGGUGGUUUCUUGGACACCGACUCUGGUAGAUUCCCUUUGACCGAGUACUUUACCGACCACGACGUCCUCAGUGAAAUCGGCCAGGACGAAAUACCGCUGAUUAAUGAUCAGCAGAAACGGAUUCUCUUUGAAUUCCGCGUAUCUAAACCCGGUUCUUACAUUCUGCUGGUGACUUAUGUAACAGCACGCGAAGACAAAUCAACUUCGACUCUCUUGAUUGAAGUAAAUACCAGUUUCCAAGGUAAAGCGACACUUUACCCGUGUAAAUAUACCAGCAUUUGUCGUCAGGUUGUCACAGACAGACACGGCAAAAUAGCCGUCACUAAUUUCUCUACAAAUUACGCAACUCUGGUGUUAACCGGCGAACCGCAUUCAAACAUUGCCGUCGAAUCCAUUGUGGCAAUACCUUACGAACGCUGGUCGCUGGAUUAUAUCAAGCCGAAAUCAGUCUGCGUGCGUAAAAACGGUAAAUGUGUCCAGGGAAUAUUCCCAGGAGGCGCCGAUGCUAAAAAAGUUGAGUUCGAAGCUCACGUUGAGGAUGUGGAACUUGAUAACCGUCCGCCUGGUAUAUUUGACAACACGACCAAGCUUAUUUAUUUGGAUAAUAAUAACAAUGCUUUCAUUGAUAUAAAAACUAAAGUGCCCCAACCUGGUGAGUAUGUUUUUGUAAUUCAAUAUUACCAGCCUGAUAACCCGGAGUUUGAGUUGGAAGUUAUUGUGCAGAAUGGUAAAUUCUAUGAAUCAAAAGUUGCGGUGCCUCAUUGUCCAAGUAACAGCGGGUGUCGUAGCAUAAUUCGUCAGCUUGACGGUAAUUUAAAGUUCCAGUUAAUUGAGAAUGUCGUUAUAAGUUUAAAAAAUCCCGGUCCGGGUAUUUGGAUUGACUACUUGUUGAUAAUACCAGCAGAUCAGUAUGACGACAAGGUAUUGAAGAAAAUCCAAAUCGAUCAGACCAAAGAGUUUAUUAAACGCUGUGGUAACAAUCAUUUCCACAUUAAUACUACAGAUGACGGUUUCUGUCGCGAUUCAAUAUUUUCACUGACCGCGAAUUACAACAAUGGAGCCUUGCCUUGUCAUUGCAGCGCCCAUGGUACUACGAGCUUCGAGUGCGAUAAAUUUGGCGGACAGUGUCCGUGCAAACCAAAUAUCAUUGGCCGUCGCUGUGAAAUUUGUAAGACUGGUUUCUAUGGGUAUCCAAAUUGUCGGCCGUGUGAUUGUCCGAUCACGGCGAUCUGCGAACCAGAGCGAGGCGAAUGUAUUUGCCCGUCUAGGGUCACUGGGGAACGAUGUGAUCAGUGUGAGGAAGGCACUUAUGGAUUCCACCCGAUCAUCGGUUGUGAGGAGUGCAAUUGCUCGCCUGCUGGUGUCCUCAAUGGUGACAUGCAGUGCGAUCUCCUUAACGGCACGUGUAAGUGCAAGGAAAAUGUCGUUGGGCGGCAGUGUGACAAAUGUCAGAAUGGGUACACCCAGUUCCCGUAUUGUGAGGCCUGUGACUGCGAUGUCAAAGGAACUACGGCGGAAAUUUGUGACCAGUAUACUGCUGAGUGUUAUUGUAAAGCUAAUGUUGAUGGUUCAGCGUGUGAUAUUUGUAAGACAGGGACAUUCAAUUUGCAAGAGGACAAUGCUGAGGGUUGCAGCAAAUGCUUCUGCUUUGGAAAAACAACCAGAUGUGAUUCGGCGAAUCUUUACAGGGCUUACGAGUACAACAUGAUUGAUUGGGAUGUUGCGUUGGUUAAUGACAAGACGGGCAAUGUUACGAUAUUGACAAUUAUUCCGCAAGAAUACAACGACACUUCCAUAAUGGUCAGUCUCACAAACAAUGAAACCUUUUCAAAUAUUGUCUACUUCUCAGCACCCAGCAACUAUUUGGGCAAAAAGUUAACAUCGUAUGGUGGAACGCUGAACUAUACUGUCUUCUACAGCACUGGACCGUUUGGUAAAGCUAUCGCUGGACCUGAUGUCAUUCUGAUGGGUAGCGAUAGUGUCCUGCUGCACUAUGGCGAGGAACAGCCGCCUUCGUUUACGUACUUCGGAGCCUCGGUGGCGCUUGUCGAGUCUAACUUUAUCACGAUGGGAAAUAUCGAUGUGACGCGUGAGCAAAUGCUGGUGACGCUGGAGAAUUUGAAGGGGGUUUAUAUUAGAGGAACGUAUUGGGAGCCGAGUAUCGCGGCAACGUUGUCAGAUGUUACGAUGGACACGACUACGGACACUUACAUCCCGGGAAGCGAACAAGCGAGCAGUGUCGAGCAGUGCCAGUGCCCACCAAACUAUCAGGGUCUUUCGUGUGAAGAAUGUGCUCCAGGAUAUUAUAGAGUUGAGUCAGGACCUUAUGGUGGCUCUUGUGUACGUUGUCAAUGUAAUGGACAUGCCGAUACUUGCGAUGUUAAAACUGGAAUUUGUCAUAAUUGUAAAAAUGGAACAACUGGCGAUCACUGUGAAUUCUGUGAACAAGGUUACUACGGUAACGCAACUAUCGGAACCCCGACUGACUGUUUAAUCUGUGCCUGUCCUCUACCUAUAGCCUCCAACAACUUUGCCACCGGCUGCGAAGUCAACGAAGCAGGGAACAAAAUCAGCUGUGACUGUCUGCCCGGUUACUACGGAGCGCGCUGCGAAUCUUGCGCUGCAGGUUUCUACGGUGACCCGAACAUCGAGGGCGAGUUCUGUAAACUCUGCGAGUGUUCCGGCAACAUCGACACCAACGAUAUAGGCUCCUGCGAUUCAAUAACCGGCGAGUGUCUUCACUGUUUAAACAACACCUACGGCGAGGCCUGUAACCUUUGUGCCCCAGGAUUCUACGGGGACGCCGUCGAGCGCAAAGACUGCAGAACAUGUCAGUGCGAAUCCUGUGGAAUGGAACGCUGCGACAGCUACAACGGGCUCUGCGAGUGCAGAACGAACGUCAUCGGUGAAAAGUGUGAUCGUUGUGCAGAGAAUCAUUUUGGUUUCAAUUCCUGUAACGGAUGUCAAGCUUGUGACUGCGGUCUUGCUUCAGAUUUUGCUCAAUGCGACCUCUCAUCAGGUCAAUGUAAAUGUAAGCCAGGUGUCACUGGACGUAAAUGCGACCGAUGUAUCGCUGGCUUCUGGAAUUACGGACCAGAAGGCUGCACCUCCUGUAACUGCAACACCGGAUACUCACUCGGAUCCUCGUGUAAUACCACAACUGGUCAGUGUUCCUGUUUACCCGGAGUUAUUGGCGAGAAAUGUGAUCACUGUCCUUACCGCUGGGUCCUAAAAGAAGGUGACGGUUGCUACGAAUGUGACUCGUGUAUCGACGAUCUUCUCGAUGUCACCGAUCAACUCGAGUCACUCCUAUCUCCAGUAGCUCAAGAGUUCAACACCGUCGCCGAAAGCUAUUACACCAACCAACGUUUGAAAUUCGUCAACGACAGCGUCAAUGAAUUAUAUCCAGACGUUAAGUUACUUGACUCGAGUCGCAUUGACUUUGUUCCUCUGCAGCAAGAAAUUUCAAAACUUGACCAAGAAGUUUCCACGCAGAAGAGGCGCGUCGAGUACACCGCCGACGACAGCAAGAGAUGGAAAAAUGGAGCCGAGAAUACUCUAGUCGAAAUGAACAAUUUGGAAACGGAUGUCAGGAAGGAAAUAAAUUCUGUAAACACGAUAAUUUCAGAAGUCCAGUACCUGGCGACCAACAUCGGCCAGGGCACUGCCGCGAAAAUCGACAGCGCGCUUAAAGAAGCCAAUGAGAUAUUGAAUAAAAUAAAAAAUGUAUCUUUUGUAAGCUUCAGAGACAAAGCCAUCGAUCAAUCAGAUCAUGCAAAUGGUUUGGUAUCUGAAAUGACUGAGUACAACUUCCCUGUGAGUAAUUUAAGCGCCGCUGCCAGUAAAUUAGGAGAAAAAAUUCAUAACUUCAGCAUGAAAGUUGAUGACUUUUAUGUAAUUACUGACAAAGCCGAUGAACUUACACGUGCAGCUGAAAAAUUAAUUGAUGACAACAACAGAUCUAAAGAGUUCGGUAAUUUUGAUUUAUUGAUAAAAAAUGCAACUACUGAGAGCCAAGAUGACAUUAUGACUGGACAAAAUUUGAAUACAAAUGCUACCAUGUAUUUGGGUGAAGCAGAUGAUAAUUUUAAAACUCUGCGUGAUUUGGCGAUUAAAAAUCAAGAGUCGUUUGAUCAAUUAAACAAUACAAUUAAUCAAAAUGACAAUGACCUUCUAGACGUGAUAGAUAUGGUAGCGAGAGCUGAAGAGCAUGCAGAGAAACUUUACAACGAGUCAAUUAAUCUGGAUAGUAAAUUGAAUCCUACACGUAACACUAGUGCAGUAAGAGCAGUGUCAGCUUAUCGAGAUAUCGAACGCGCUAUUCAAGAAGCUCGCGACGCAGCUUACGAAGCUGCUCAGGCUGCAACUAACGCGACAGCACUUUCAAACGGCAUUGACAGCAAAACCAGCGAAACGCUUGAGCGUUCGUCAAAAUUACUGGGUCUUGCAGAGUCCGCGUUGGCGACCACGGAGGGAAAACUCGAGGCAGAUUUAGACCAAGCCCAGGAGUUCAAUAAUUACAUUGCUAAGCAGAAUAAAAAAAAUACUGAGGCGCUUGAUCGGAUUAACAGUACACUAAACCAAUUGUCAUUGAGUUCUGGCUCGCCGAUGGACGAUCUCACCCAGGAGGCCAAUGAGAUUGAGCAGACGAUCAACAAUUCAAUGGACCGCAUGGACGGCGUCGUAAACAAAAUUUCAAAUGAUUUAAAAGACACUAAGAAUUUGACUAAAGACACUACGGAUUCAAUGCGCGACGUCUCUCAGGCCAAGAAGCAGUUGGACUCGGUCAGCAAAGUUCUGCCCAACAUGGCGGACCUGUUGAGCAAAUUGGGAGAGACUCAAAAUAGUAUUGACGUUACUGGCAAUGACUUAAAAAUCAAAAUAGAAGCUUUGAAAAAUAAAAUAGCUAAUGCGCGAGAACUCGCUGAUCGAUUCAAAAUAGGAGUGACAUUCUAUCGCAACACGACCUUGCAGUUGAAGAACCCAGAGAGUCUGCCUUUACUAGCGACGUCCACAAAGUUGUCUCUGUACUUUAGAACAGACAAAGCCAAUGGAUUCCUUCUGUACCUCGGAAAUGAAGACAGAGGAAAGGUGACGCGGCAUAAAACUCAUGAUUUCUUGGCGCUGAUGAUCGAAGGCGGUUACCCGGUACUGAUUAUCGACUUGGGUUCUGGUCCAGUGAAGAUUAUUAACAAUAAAUACGUGUCGGACAAUGUAUGGCGUCAGAUAAUUGUCGACAGAACCGGUAAGAAUGUAAAACUUAUCGUACGCGAGGACAUCGGAGAGGGAAGAGACGAGCAGAUCGUCAAGGAACAAGUGCUACCAGGUACUUACUCGAUAUUCAAUUUGGAUCAGGAGCACUCGAAAUUGUUCGUCGGUGGCUACCCAACGUCAUUCCAGACUCCGGAUGUCGUGACCGCGUCCUCGUUUGAAGGACAAAUGGAGGACCUGGUUAUCGGAGACAUUCCCGUGUCGUUCUGGAACUUUAUCAAGGGCGAGAACAAUCAGCAAGGCGCUAUGGAACGCGACAAACUUAUUGACUUUACUCCCAGCACGGGCUACAGGUUUGACAGAAACGGGUUCGCGGUCCUGAGUAUGAAGAACUCGCAAAUACGACACGAUCCUUCGAAAUUCAGCUUGAAGAUGAACUUCAAGACCUUCGCUGAAGACGGGUUGAUGUAUCUGAUGGGUAAGGGCAAGCACUUCUUGGCGCUGGAGAUGAAAAACGGACAAGUGCUGUACCAGUUUGAUCUGGGAGACGGCCCGGUGGCUCUGAUGUCUCAGCAAAAGUACAACGACGGGGAGUGGCACACUCUCGAGGCCCGGAGACUCGGAGGCAUCGGUUUGAUGGAGAUCGACGGUAUCAUGGUAGCGAAAAAUGAAAUAGAAGCUGGCGGAAAGACUCUAGCUGCAAAUGACCACAUAUAUGUGGGCGGGUAUCCACCAAACAUACGACACUCGUACAGAUCCGUGACUAAUCUCGGUUUCGAGGGCUGCAUUGACGAAGUUGUAAUUCUAGACACUUCAGUUGAUCUCAGUAGGAAUUCUCAGGCGUUUGGUGUAAUGCCAGGAUGCCCAGUGAGAUUCGCAAGCUUAGUAUCGUUUGAAGAAGACUCACCUGGUUAUGUAAAGUGGCAGAACGUAACCGCUGAUCCAACGCUGCAGGUAAACCUCAAGUUCAAGACCACUGCAGACAAUGGUCUCAUCUUCUACGCCACCAAUGCCGACCAGACGUCCAACAGCGCGUUGUCCAUCGAAGAGGGAGUCCUGGUCUUCAAGAGUCAAGGUGAAGUCGUCCGGAGUAGCAGCGCUGGUAGCAAAUUCAAUGACAAUGAGUGGCACGUCGUCACUGCAACUCAUGAUGACACCGCUCUGAGGAUAGACAUUGAUGAUAUUGAUAACUUUGUAACAGAUUACCCCCCUCCCGCUUUGAGUAUUCGGAAAGGAAAUUUGUAUAUCGGUGGGUUACCUAAUGCGCCAAGCGGUUCAAAGUCCACAGAGCCAUUUGUCGGGUGCAUCGGCGACGCGACUCUCAAUGGAGAGAUCAUAAACUUCGCUAAUACAAAAGAACGUCCCAAUGCCUUCCUCGGCAAGUGUUUGGGUGGUGAGACUCCUGCUUAUCUGCCGACUGAAACUGACAUCGGGGUCUGGCCUCCUCCACCUGUCACUGGACUGCCUGAAACAAUAACAAUGGCUUCAACUAAGAGCAACAUUAUUGACGUUGAGGUCGACACCGUCGAACCGGGUCCUAAUGAAGUUGAGGGACGAGUUACCCUCAAUGUUCCCUUGACUGAAUCGCCUACUGAAGAGCCAGAUGAGCCUGAAGAACCCGAAAAACCUGAGAAACCCGAGAGACCUGUGGAGCCAGUGACUACUCAAGCGCCUCCUUACACAGUAGACUCUUGCAAGCUCCCGUAUAUGCCUGCAGUUGAUCCCGAAAGUGAGAGCGGUUGGAGAUUCGGAACUGCCAGAAACAGCAGACUGGAAUACGGAUCGCUGAAUGGCCGGUACAAGGAUGACUACGAUCUCCAGAUAGAUUUGAAGACCGCCGCAGACGAAGGAAUCAUUUUCUACAGCUCGGCGAUCACCAAAAAUCACUUCAUCGCUGUUUACAUUCAGGGUGGCCGCGUUCAUUAUUCAUUCGACUGCGGCACUGGACCCGCCUGGCUCAAGAGUGAAAUAAAAAUAAAUGACAACCAGUGGCACACUAUUGUCUUCAAGAGAAGCGGCAACUUCGGCGAACUUAUCGUCGAUGAAAAUCUCGCGGUCGCGGAAUACUCACAAGGCAAUGCUGCCACCAUGGAUGUUAAUCCUCCGUUCUACUUGGGUGGAAUACUUCCCGAAUUGUCUGCCAAUGUUCAAGCUAAUAUUGGAACCAAUAAAACAUUCAAUGGAUGCCUGAGUAACUUUAUGAUGAACGGACAGCCUGUUGGUGAUCCUGAUGAGAAAGUUGGAGUGAUUCCAUGCUCGAAUCGCGUCGAGUCUGGUGUAUUCUUCUACCCUGGAAACGGCAGCAAUUUAUUCCGUGCGAUGGAUAAAUUUACUGUCGGACGGAGUGUCGACAUACAAAUGGACAUAAAGCCUAGAUCAACAUCCGGUCAUUUAUUAUCCGUACACGGAAAACGUGAUUUCUUGUUACUAGAAAUGGUCAAUGGUACCAUCAAGUUCUUGGUUAAGACAACAAAAGGUCCAAUUGAAACUUCCUUUGUACCAAAGAUGCCUAAUUCAUUGUGCGACGGAAACUGGCACAAUAUCAGAGCUGUAAAGCAAAAGAAUGCUGUGCUACUGUCAGUAGAUCAUGCAGCAGCACCACCAGGAAUCGGGAACAAAAAUUCCGCGGGUGUUUUAUCGAAGCAUCCGAUAUUUAUAGGCGGGCAUCCGCUCCUCGGAAAGCGAUUGCGCGGAAGUACAUCUCACUCGCAGUACGUCGGCUGUAUUAAAAACAUAAUUAUUAAUUCAAAUGAAAUAACUCCGGAUCCUGAACGUGCCUUCGGUCACGUCACCACCGGAGUGUGUCCAAUAAUUUAAAAAAAAAAGUAAAAUUCAUUUUUACAAACCAAAUUAGAAUAAGUUUUUAUAUAUUUUGUUAGUCUGAAAAAAAAAAAUAAUAAAUAAAUAAAUUAAAUAUAAUAAUAUUUAAAAUUUUUUAUUGAAAUAAUUACAAAAAAUAAUAAGCAAAGCAUAUUAACGGAUCCCAUCAACUAAA
Molecule: messenger RNA, 11366 nt
Organism: Microplitis mediator
Lineage: Eukaryota; Metazoa; Arthropoda; Insecta; Hymenoptera; Braconidae
Gene: LanA
Product: laminin subunit alpha
Exons: 16
Coding region: 152-11188 (3678 amino acids)
Biological process (GO): regulation of cell migration; cell adhesion; regulation of embryonic development
Molecular function (GO): signaling receptor binding
Source: RefSeq, a predicted model, not a curated record